Messenger RNA from Rhizophagus irregularis DAOM 181602=DAOM 197198, 287 nucleotides. RefSeq lists its product as uncharacterized. NCBI's taxonomy places the organism in Eukaryota, Fungi, Glomeromycota, Glomeromycetes, Glomerales, Glomeraceae. The record is from RefSeq and is a predicted model, not a curated record.
UAUUAGUAUGUAUCAACAUGCAGCAAAACCAAAUGAAGACAACGUUGUACAAACACUACCAACAAACACGAUGAAUUCUGAGCCUAAUAAGGAGCAAUCCCAAAAGGCAGUUAUCACAAUAAAAGAGAAUGAGGUAGUGGACGUAAUUAAUAAGCACAGAGGAGGAAUUGAUGAGGAAGUGAAUAAUACUAUCGUAUCAAGUAAGAAAUUACAAAAGAUAAUACAGAAGAGGUCGUGAAAAUUGUUAACGAAUAUAGAGAGAAUUGAAAAAGUCCAGAAACUUAUAU